This is a messenger RNA of Eutrema salsugineum, 1262 nucleotides long. RefSeq names its product pectinesterase 31. Gene Ontology annotation, biological process: cell wall modification. Lineage: Eukaryota; Viridiplantae; Streptophyta; Magnoliopsida; Brassicales; Brassicaceae. Gene Ontology annotation, molecular function: pectinesterase activity. The record is from RefSeq and is a predicted model, not a curated record. The coding region runs from base 159 to 1112 and encodes 317 amino acids. The transcript has 6 exons.
CGAAGAAGUGAAAAGAAGAGCAAACACAGAUGGUGAUCGAACAAUACGACACCUAUAAACCGUGUUUAAAGCAUCUCCUCUCUCUCACCAAUCGAAUUUCUGCUGCAAAUUUACGCCUUUUAGGGUCUUUAGAACACUGUUACUAGAGAGAGAAGAAGAUGGCGACGAGUAGAAUGGUGAGGGUUGCGCAGGAUGGUUCCGGCGAUUACUACUCGGUCCAGGACGCAAUCGACUCGGUGCCUCUUGGAAACACUUGCCGGACUGUGAUCCGUAUCUCACCGGGGAUUUAUCGACAGCCAGUUUACGUGCCCAAGAGGAAAAACUUCAUCACUUUCGCCGGAAUCUCCCCGGAAAUCACCGUUCUCACUUGGAACAAUACGGCUUCCAAGAUUGAGCAUCACCAGGCGUCUAGAGUCAUCGGGACGGGGACGUUUGGGUGCGGGACUGUUAUUGUGGAAGGAGAGGAUUUUAUUGCAGAGAACGUUACUUUUGAGAACUCUGCUCCUGAGGGAUCAGGGCAAGCUGUGGCGAUAAGAGUUACUGCAGACCGUUGUGCCUUUUAUAACUGUCGGUUUCUCGGAUGGCAGGAUACAUUGUAUUUGCAUCAUGGGAAACAAUAUCUGAAAGACUGCUAUGUCGAAGGAAGUGUGGAUUUCAUAUUUGGAAACAGCACCGCACUCUUGGAACACUGCCAUAUCCAUUGCAAAGCUCAGGGUUUUAUAACAGCACAAAGCCGAAAAUCAUCUCAGGAAUCUACUGGUUACGUAUUCCUAAGAUGUGUGAUCACUGGCAAUGGUCAGAGCGCGUAUAUGUAUCUGGGAAGGCCUUGGGGACCAUUUGGGAGAGUGGUCCUUGCAUAUACUUACAUGGAUGCGUGUAUCAGAAAUGUGGGAUGGCAUAACUGGGGAAACUCAGAGAAUGAGAGAAGUGCUUGCUUUUAUGAGUAUAGGUGCUUUGGUCCGGGGAGCUGUUCGUCUGGGCGGGUUACGUGGUCGAGAGAGCUGAUGGAUGAAGAAGCUGGACACUUUCUGCAUCAUGGUUUUGUUGAUCCAGAUCAGGACCGGCCUUGGUUGUGUCUGAGAAUGGGAGUGAAAACACCGUAUUCGGCGUAGAAUACAGAAACAGAAGAUGUUGUAAUUCUCACGGAGGCGAAGAAUAACAAAGGAUUCUGGAGAGAACCUACUGUAAACUAAGUAUUGAACUUGGGAUUAUCUUUGUCCAAGUGAAUCAGUGCACACAAAAUAAAUAAAUAAAUUUCUAAA